This is a messenger RNA of Alternaria atra, 2331 nucleotides long. RefSeq lists its product as uncharacterized. Lineage: Eukaryota; Fungi; Ascomycota; Dothideomycetes; Pleosporales; Pleosporaceae. The transcript has 5 exons. Bases 1 to 2331 code for a protein of 776 amino acids. Gene Ontology annotation, cellular component: nucleus. Gene Ontology annotation, biological process: mRNA splicing, via spliceosome. The record is from RefSeq and is a predicted model, not a curated record. Gene Ontology annotation, molecular function: RNA lariat debranching enzyme activity.
AUGGCCGCCCCAGAGUUAGUAGAACAGCAGGGCCUGCGCAUAGCAGUAGAAGGUUGCGGCCAUGGAGUACUACACGAAAUCUAUGCAUCUGUUGCAAAAGCCUGUGAGCUGAAAGGUUGGCCAGACGUCGAUCUCUUGAUCAUUGGCGGUGACUUCCAGGCUGUUCGAAACGCGUCCGAUCUCAAGGCAGUAUCGAUGCCUUCCAAGUACUAUGCUAUGCACGACUUUCACGAAUACUACUCAGGCUUGCGCACAGCCCCGUACCUCACUAUAUUUAUCGGUGGCAACCACGAAGCGAGCAACUAUAUGUGGGAGUUGUACUACGGUGGAUGGGCUGCACCCAAGAUAUAUUAUAUGGGCGCGGCCAAUGUGAUACAAUUAGGACCAUUGCGUAUUGCUGGUUUGUCAGGUAUCUGGAAAGGCUACAACUACAAGAAGCCGCACUUCGAGCGCUUGCCUUACAACAGUGAUGACGUUAGGAGCGUUUACCACGUCCGAGAAAUUGACGUUCGCAAACUGCUUCAAAUACGAACGCAGGUGGACAUCGGCCUCAGCCAUGACUGGCCGCGCGGUAUGGAGUGGAAAGGCAACUACCGGCAACUUUUCAGCUGGAAGCCAGACUUCGAACAAGAGGCCAAGGACGGCACUCUUGGUAGCGUUGCUGCAAAGGAAGUCCUUGAACAUUUGCGACCACCCCACUGGUUUAGCGCCCAUAUGCAUGCUAAAUUCCCAGCUAUAUGGAACCACGCAGAAGCUCCGAAUACCGUGUCCUCGAACACCGAUGCUCACAACCCUGUUCCGACGAUCGUAAAUGAUAGCGAGAUCAAUUCGGACAACGUAGAUGAGGAGCCCGUACCAGUGCCCAAGAACGAUGCGGAAAUUGAUCUUGAUAUGGAUUUGGAUGAUGAUGACGCGCCGCCUGCACCAGUCACAGAGCCUAAGGAGCCUCCGAAACCUACUAAGACGGAAAGCGAACCCCAAGUCCCCGAAGACGUUCGAAGUCUUCUACCAGAGUCUUUCUCGCGCCCAAAGAUUGAGGCAAAACAGACCCUUCCCUUUCCUGGGGAUAUAACGAACAAGACGACCAACUUCCUCGCACUUGACAAGUGCUUGCCCAAACGAAGCUUUCUCCAGUUAUUGGCAGUAGAACCACAUACGCCUGCUGAAUUACAACGGCCUCUACAGUUACAAUACGACAAAGAAUGGCUUGCCAUUACUCGCGUCUUUGCCGAUCAUAUUCAGGUGGGGGAUCCGUAUGCGCAAGUCCCUGCAGACAAAGGCGAUGCUUUUUAUCGACCUCUUGUGGAGAAGGAGAUGAAUUGGGUCGAAGAGAACAUCAUCGCAACAGGCAAGAUGACUAUACCAGAAGAUUUCACACGGACUGCACCAGUAUACGAGCCCGCAUUAGGCAUCCAUGUCCAAGAGUCCCCGCAAGAGUACACCUUCACCUCUCCACCAACAUCCCCCUCCCAACCUUCUCUCCAUCUGAUCGCUCCACCUACCCUUGCCAAGCUACGCAACAUAGGCUCCGGUCGUGUAAAAGACAUGCAUUCCCUCGGCCACUCCAAACAAAUCAUCAGCCACGUUCCCCUCGUCGCUACGCCACAAACUUGCAGCAAGAUCAACGACGCGAUGCAUGCAGCAGUAACCAUGAAUGGGGAGAGAUUCGCCGCGUUGAGUAUGUUGCCUAUAGAGGGCAAGGAGGCGGCAAGAGAGUUGGCAAGGCAGACUAUAUUGGAAGGGGCGGAAUGGGAAGAGCUUUGGGAUACCGCGGACAGGUACCGGGUGCCAGUUCUGUUGAGGGACAUGUGGCCGGUGGGCUCCGAGAUACCGGAUUACCAACACGCUCUUCCUUCUACCGUGUACACGCCCCUCUUAACACAUGUCCAUACGUCGCAUGCUACUUCUCCUCUCCCCUUGCUACACCUCUAUCUCAGCUCCGUCUUCGACCGAUACCCUACUCUACGUCUCAUGCUCGCGCAUCCUGGCGUCCUAACCUCCCUCAUCCCACGUAUCGAGAUGCUCCUCACCGCUAUUCCUGUUGCGAAUAAACCGAAGCGAAGUUUCCUGGAUGUCUGGCAGCACAAUAUCUACCUCACGACGGCAGAUACACAAGACAUGUCGAGCCUAAGAGCGCUGCUAGAGCAGAUACCUGUGGACAGGGUGUUGUAUGCAAGCAAUUACCCGUUUGAAGAGAGGGGGAAACAGUUGAUAGAGGAACUCAGAGAUAGUGGGUUCUUGACGCAUGUGGAGUGGGAAAGAGUUGCUUGGGGAAAUGCAGAGACUUUGUUCAAUCUGAAAGGAGCAAACACGAAGGGAGGGAGGAGAUAG